Messenger RNA from Xenopus laevis (African clawed frog), 1516 nucleotides. It is a transcript of the gene degs1.S, whose product is annotated as delta(4)-desaturase, sphingolipid 1 S homeolog. Bases 150 to 1121 code for a protein of 323 amino acids. The transcript is spliced from 3 exons. Gene Ontology annotation, molecular function: catalytic activity; sphingolipid delta-4 desaturase activity. Lineage: Eukaryota; Metazoa; Chordata; Amphibia; Anura; Pipidae. The record is from RefSeq and is a predicted model, not a curated record. Gene Ontology annotation, cellular component: membrane; endoplasmic reticulum membrane. Gene Ontology annotation, biological process: lipid metabolic process; ceramide biosynthetic process; sphingolipid biosynthetic process.
CCUAUCAAUUGCGCUCCCGCCCAUAACCGACCGAAGGGCGCGUCACUGUGUGGGCGUGGCCAUUGCGAGCUUGUUUUCCCCCAUGUCAAUCGGUUUCCGGCCGGUCCCAGCGGGGAGCUUAGUUGUGUGUAGCUCUUUCCACCGUAGCAAUGGGGAACUCUAUGGCCCGAGAGGACUUUGAAUGGGUGUACACUGACCAGCCUCAUGCGGACAGGAGGAAAGAGAUUCUGGCCAAACAUCCAGAGAUUAAGUCUCUAAUGAAGCCAGACCACAACUUGAUUUGGAUUGUGUCCCUGAUGGUCCUCACCCAGCUGGUAGCUUUUUACCUGGUGAAAGAUUUGGACUGGAAGUGGCUUCUGUUCUGGACUUAUGUGUUUGGCAGCUGUAUUAGCCACUCUAUGACCCUGGCCAUCCAUGAGAUCUCUCACAACAGUGCCUUUGGUAACAGCAAAGCCAUGUGGAAUCGGUGUUUCGGCAUGUUCGCUAAUCUUCCUCUUGGCUUACCCUACUCGGUCUCCUUCAAGAGGUACCAUAUGGAUCACCACCGCUACCUGGGAGGGGAUGGUGUUGACGUGGAUAUCCCCACAGACUUUGAGGGCUGGUUUUUCUGCACUCCAUUAAGGAAGCUUGUGUGGAUUAUACUCCAGCCCCUCUUCUACACCAUCCGCCCCUUGUGUAUCAACCCCAAGCCCAUCACACGUCUGGAGAUCAUCAACCUGGUUGUGCAGUUCUCUUUCGAUGCCCUAAUUUAUCAUACCUUCGGAGGGAAAGUUUUAUUUUACAUGCUUGUAGGCUCCAUCCUUGGACUAGGACUCCACCCCAUUUCAGGGCACUUUAUAGCUGAGCAUUACAUGUUCUUAAAGGGCCAUGAGACCUACUCUUACUAUGGACCUUUAAACUAUCUGACCUUCAAUGUUGGCUACCACAAUGAACAUCAUGACUUUCCUAGUGUCCCUGGGAAAAACUUGCCAUUGGUACGGAAAAUCGCUGCUGAAUAUUACGACCCCUUGCCGAAGUACAACUCCUGGGUCAAGGUGCUCUACGAUUUCGUGAUGGAUGAUACUCUGAGCCCUUACUCCCGUAUGAAAAGGAAACUGAAAGGAGACCUUAAACUAGAGUAAAGUUUGUGUGGCACCUCAGAGCUUAGAAGGCUUCCUGAUGUGGGGAACAAGAGCGCCUCUUAAUGACCAAAGUGUUGGAAACCUCUCCAGUUUUGUACUGUAGACGGUUCCCAACAUUUCGUAGCUCUUCCUAGCAUCAUGGCUUCAUUCUGCUGCAUAAGGCACCUUUGCCACCAUUAUGUUUUUACCAGAGCACCUUGCUGUUUGGUAACUUACCUACUGCACACGUGUACUCACCAGCAUCAUGCCAAAAAUUGGCAACAAAGUAUAAGUGCACCCCAGCCUAUAAAAGCCUUUUUUUUUCUCUAUUGCAAUCCCUCUAGUAAGUUUUGAUAAAGGACCCUGCGUGGCUAGUUCCCUGCUUCAGGGUGGUACAUAAUAAAGGUUGUUUUAUA